CGGACCAGAGAGAGAAAAAUAGAGAGAUGUAGAAAUGUUGAGAUGGAAAGAAGUGCAUGUGGAGGAAGAAAUGACAGAAGAGAGAAGAUGAUGGAAGGAGAUGUGAUGGGGAGGGGGGUGGUGAUCCUCCAGAGCCAAUGAAGGAGAAGAAAGGAGGAUUUCAGGGAGGGUGAUGUGGACUGUCUAGAACACUCAGAUGGGAGGAGAGAAGAACGUCUUAGAGAUGCACUGCUAUACUGUCUAGGAUACUUCAUUUGGAGGGAUGUCAAAGAGGAACUACUCAAAGAACUAAAUCUGAAAAAGAAGGCCCAAGAUAAUUGUUUUUCAAGGAAGCUUCGACUGAAAGCAACAGGUGGAAUUUUUUUCCUUGCCUUAAAAAACACCUGCAUCCUUUGUCUUUCUCUGAAUUUUGAGACUUGUGAGAAUUGGACAAGACAGGAAGGGUUCUGGGGUUCUUGGCCCGGUCGGAAACAUGCCCUCUCCCUCUUCCAGGACAAAUUAUUCAUAUGAAUGAGGUUUCCUGUGUCUCAGGGCAGGACGAGGCGGGCUGUGGUGGCUCAGCUCCCAUUUGUGGCACAGUGUGCUGCGAGACAGGAGCUGAGGGAGCAGAAAAACAGGCAAACAACGGAGAGGGAAGGAGAGGACACGGGGGACAGAGAGAUUGCAUGAGAGUUGGGUAAACAAAGGCUGCAAAAACAGAGGAGGAUAAUCUGAGGAGAAGGUUUUGGGGAGAAUGAAGGCUCUACAGAAGAACCAGGGGCGCACUGACCAGAUGUUGGGAGCCAUGGCUGACAUGCUGACUUCUGUGGCCAUGCCUAAUCAACAAUGGCUCUCAGACGGAGGCGAGGGGGACCUCCCAUCGAGCGAGGAGGAGAAGGGGCCCAUGCGUUGCCUCUGGGAGCCAGAGGGGCCAGAGUGGGAGCACCAAGCGAGUGCGACGGUGGAGAACCCAGAGCGGAGAGAGAGGACAGAUUCAUACUCGGCAGCUGGCAGUGAGGGCAGUAUUUCCACCUCAGUGGCGUCCUUGCCGCCCCAGGCCUCAGGCAGCUCGGCCCCAAGUUCCCCGGGCUCCAGGCGUUCAGUGAGCACCCUGAAGAAGUGGCUCACAAACCCCGUCCGCAAACUAAGCGCCGGAGCCACAGCCAAAGGGGAGCGUCAGGUCCGCAAACUCGAUGGAAAGCCUCCGCCUCUUCAAUCCCACAGCAACAGCCUAGACCUGGGCAGCCCCCCGAGGCCUGACGACACCUUCACCAUCCUGCCUGUCACCCACAGGGAACUGGAGUGGAAAGAUGGCCUGGCGAGCCCCGAGGACCUGUCACCUGCUACACUUCAGGCUCCUAACUACAUAACAGACUCUCUGAUUGGCUGCACGUCACUGCCAAACACCCAGAUACAUCAGAGCUGUGCUGACAUUGCCAGUGGGCGUGGGGACACUCAGUUCAGCAGCGGUCUGCCAGAUGACAGCAGCUCGGUCCUAAUAGAUGACACUUCCAGCCAAUGGUCUGCCGCCGCCGACACUGAGGAGGAGAGGAGGAGUGCCUUAGAGAAAAGCAUGUACGUUCUGAAGGAGCUUAUAGAGACGGAGAAGCACUAUGUGGUAGACCUUGGGCUCAUAGUGGAGGGCUACAUGGCUACGAUGAACUCCAAAGGAAUACCUGAGGAUAUGAAGGGAAAAGACAAGAUUGUUUUUGGGAACAUUCACCAAAUAUUUGACUGGCAUAAAGACUACUUCCUGGGAGAGCUGGAGAAGUGUUUGGCAGAGCCCGAGAGGCUGGCUCAGCUCUUCAUUAAACAUGAGAGGCGUUUGCAUAUGUAUGUGGUGUACUGUCAGAACAAGCCCAAGUCAGAGCACAUCGUCUCAGAGUACAUUGAGACUUACUUUGAGGAGUUGCGGCAGCAGCUGGGCCACAGGCUGCAGCUCAACGACCUGCUCAUCAAACCCGUCCAGCGGAUCAUGAAGUACCAGCUGCUGCUCAAGGACUUCCUCAAGUAUUACACCAAAGCUGGGAUGGACACAGAGGAGCUGGAGAAAGCAGUUGAAGUGAUGUGCUUUGUGCCAAAGCGUUGUAAUGACAUGAUGAAUGUGGGCAGGCUACAGGGCUUCGAGGGAAAGAUCACGGCGCAGGGGAAACUGCUCCAACAAGACACGUUCACAGUCACUGAGCAGGACAGCAGCUUCUUAUCAAGAGCCAAGGAGAGGCGGGUCUUCCUGUUUGAGCAGCUGGUCAUCUUCAGCGAGCCAAUUGACCGAAAGAAAGGUUUCUCAAUCCCAGGAUACAUCUUUAAGAACAGCAUCAAGGUGAGCUGCCUGGGGGUGGAGCCCAGCGUUGAAGGCGAUGAUGCCCGCUUCGUGCUGACAUCCCGCAACCCAGACGGAAGUGUGGUGCGCUUCCAGUUGCUGGCUUCCUCUCCUGAGAUAUGCCGAGCCUGGGUCAAUGAUGUCGUUCAGAUCUUGGAAUCACAGCGCAACUUCCUCAAUGCAUUACAGUCUCCUAUUGAGUACCAGCGGAGGGAGAGCAAAUCCAACAGCCUAGGCCGCAGCAUGAGGCCCCCUCUCUCUGCCGCCAGUGCCCUCCGGCCCCACUCCUCCGCCUCUAUUGACCGCCACAAGCUGCCCUCCCUUCACUCUCACAACAUCUCCUUACCCACACUCUACCUGCCCAGCCAAGGCCAGAGCCAAGGACCUAGUGAGACAUACUCACUGCAGGAUCCUACUGUGGUCCAGCCAUGCCCUGCUGACUCUCACACUGUUUCUCCGUCGCACGUCCAACUGGGCUUCAGCGAUCGGCCAAACUGUCAAGCUGUGUCAAAUGGGCUUUACACUCCCACAACACAAAGUGCACAGCAGAGGGCAGCAGAGGGCUGCAGAAGAGGCCAAUCUGCUGAUUCUGGCAGCCAGCCCCCACUGUCAGGCCCCUCAGCCGGACGUCGCCCCAGCAACCUGGCUCAACUGGCCGAAGACGACCUUUGAGCUCUGACACACUGAGUUUCUCCUGGGUCAGGAGGACAGCAGCUAACCCACACACAAUGGAGGCAGAAAGACUGGCCUCCUGUUUGUUUAUACCUGGCUGGACCUUCACCUGGUUCAGUCAUGGAGAAAACUGAAGAAUCAUUGGAAGGAAUUUUGGGCUGCAUCUUUAAGAUGACUCCUGUUUAUAGAGAGCAGCUCAGUGAAAGGUGACUGACCUUGGCCACCUUUAUUGUGCAUGAACAGCACCCAGUGGGACGUUAACUGAGCUCAGAGUUUAAAAACACUCAGUGUUAUGAUCAUUUCUGCUUUUAUCUUUGUGAGAGUUUGUAUACCACACUCUUCUGGGGAUCUGUUCGAUGAAGAAAUAUCCAUUCCUAUUCGGGGCGGUCACUGGAGUUGCGUGUGAAUGCAUGUUUGUGUGGAUGAGUGCAUGAGAGUGUAGGAAGAGUGGCUCCUGUUGUAAUCACUUUCUUUUCUGACGCCCCUUUGUGAAGACAAGACAUACAGCUACAUUUACACAUUUUGUCAUUCCCCUGCUGACGACUGAGUUUACUUUGGAUGUGGACGAGAAUGGGAAAAAACCCAAACACUUGAUGUGAACAUGCCACAAGGACUUGACUCACUCUGACCGAGAGUGGAGAACUUUCUUUGAGAGCUCCUGUGUGCUCUCUUAUUCUGUUUGACAGGCCCUUCUUUGAUCUGGACAAAAAAGGCCUGAUGGAGCCCCCUGGAGGUUCUCUGUGGGUAUGACGUCAUAUCAGAAUACAUUUUAUUUCUCUUUGGGUGACUCCAUCGGGGCUGCUGGUGCAGGAGGUGCAUUCAGAGGGACUGCUGUGCUGACCCAAACUGUUGCAUGCAACAUCUCCUCAUCAUCACGCUACUUUACACUGAUCGCUCUCACCAGGCUGAAGCGGGAUGUAUCGGUUUGAACUAAUAUAAAAUGUUUUUUUAAGUCCACUGUUGUCAUGUCAAGACUGUGCACCAUUCUUUUAUCUCUGUUAGUUUUAAGUUUUGUACAGUGCAUUACAUGAAGGCAGUUGUGUACAUUUCCCUCUUGUAACAUGAAGGUUAAUCCUGGUAUGCCAAGAAAUGUAACCAUUGAUUUAAAUGAAGGAUAAUAUGAUGUGAUACACUUUUUAAAGCUCGCUAUUCUGCAGACAACGGUGCCAAAAACAUCAACAUGAAACUCAUAUGAUUCAUGCUUCAGUUUGCCACUAAUCUUAUGGAACAAUCACAGAUUUCAGAGUUACAACCGUUAAUUCAAGUGACAAAAAGAGAAGUAGCUGAUGUUCUUCUUUGCGGCCAGUAGAGGUCCCCACAAAGCUUCCACUUCCACUUGAGUUCAAUUGUACAGCUUCACCAAAGAUCAAUGGACUUCAUAUUUCACUCAGCGCUUGCAGUGCUCAAUAAUCAAUCUGACAAAUACAAACCUAGCCGAUAAGAAAGAUGUUAGAUAUGUUGAACUAUCUCUUAGACUUGAUCUGCAGUUAAUGUGAAGUUCUGAAGGGGGGGGCUUACAUUUAUUCAGUCAAAGUCAAACCACUACAGGGAACCAAAGGAAGGAAAAUCAAACCAAGAUAAGGUUGAUAAAUGCCAUGUUUGUCUGAGUAGAAACUGUUGUAUCAUAUCAAAUA
Molecule: messenger RNA, 4605 nt
Organism: Cheilinus undulatus (humphead wrasse)
Lineage: Eukaryota; Metazoa; Chordata; Actinopteri; Labriformes; Labridae
Gene: arhgef25a
Product: Rho guanine nucleotide exchange factor (GEF) 25a
Exons: 18
Coding region: 734-2971 (745 amino acids)
Biological process (GO): axon guidance
Cellular component (GO): cytoplasm; plasma membrane
Molecular function (GO): guanyl-nucleotide exchange factor activity
Source: RefSeq, a predicted model, not a curated record